Mastomys coucha (southern multimammate mouse) is the source of this 1327-nucleotide messenger RNA. It is a transcript of the gene Ttc9c, whose product is annotated as tetratricopeptide repeat domain 9C. Lineage: Eukaryota; Metazoa; Chordata; Mammalia; Rodentia; Muridae. The coding region runs from base 710 to 1225 and encodes 171 amino acids. The record is from RefSeq and is a predicted model, not a curated record. Gene Ontology annotation, molecular function: protein binding. The transcript is spliced from 4 exons.
UGGAGAAGUGGCCGGGAAUUUUUUUUUUCCGGGUUGGUCCGCUGGGGAGGCGGGGCCGGUUCUGCGGGAUUACUUUUCUAGACUCGUUUCUGAUUGGGUGAUAUGACGCAAUGCGCGCGCCCCAUUAGAUGCUAAACUGCUGGCCGGUCUGAUCUCUUCCUCUCUGUGAUCCUGCACUUAAACUGAAUUCCUGGAGUAGUCUUCCGGGCUUGGUCCUCGGCUGGGGUGCAGUUGUUGGGCACAGUGCCCUCAACCUCUUGGGCCUCACCUGUGGACUGGAGACUCAGGCCUCACUCACUUCGGUUCCUCAAUUAACAGCAGAACCAUCAACAAAUGUUUGUUGGAUUAGGACAAAUAAAGAGGUUGGAAAGGAGCGAAGCCUUUAUGACUCGUUUCAGUAGUUCCGCCUACUCCAUUUUCUUCCAGGUCAGGGGGUGUGCCUCAGAGAAAGAAGGAGACGACUUUUGCGGGCAGUCACACACUUCGAACGUUUAGUCGGGCCUUUGGAUUUCCCUAGAGUCUAUAAUCACGACGGGAAUCUCUUCUCAUGGAAUUCAUUUGGUCUAUGGCUUCUCUACCCUCACACCAUUCCUUUUUUUAGUUUGCGGAACUUCUGGAAACUGAAAACUACCACAGUAGGGUAGAUGGAAGUAGUAAAAUCAGCAAAACUCAAAUCCCUGCGAGCCUCUUGAAGGAGGUUCCUAAAGUCAUGGAGAAGCGCCUUCAGGAGGCUCAGCUAUACAAGGAGGAAGGAAACCAGCGCUACCGGGAAGGGAAGUACCGAGAUGCCGUGAGUAGGUACCAUCGAGCUCUUCUUCAGCUGAGGGGUCUGGACCCAAGCCUGCCUUCCCCUCUACCCAAUCUGGGACCUCAGGGCCCAGCUCUCACACCGGAGCAAGAAAACGUACUGCACACCAUCCAGACCGACUGCUACAACAACCUAGCUGCCUGUCUCCUCCAGAUGGAGCCAGUGAACUAUGAACGAGUGAGGGAAUACAGUCAGAAAGUCCUAGAACGACAACCUGAUAAUGCCAAGGCCUUGUAUCGGGCUGGAGUAGCCUUCUUCCACCUGCAAGACUAUGACCAGGCUCGGCACUACCUGCUGGCUGCUGUCAAUAGGCAACCCAAAGAUGCCAAUGUUCGACGGUACCUCCAGUUGACACAGUCAGAACUCAGCAGCUACCAUAGGAAAGAGAAACAGCUGUACUUGGGCAUGUUUGGUUAAUGAAGAAAAAAGAUGCUUCUCAACUUGAAUUCACGUGGACAAGUAAAGACCCAUCAAGGGAAAUAUGAGCCUCAGCAAGAGAAAUUCACCCUUUACCUCUGA